AUGGUAGCCAAUAACUAUCUAAAUGAUGGUAUUCCAAAUACUGAGGUUGUAGAGCUCAUUGUUUUAGGAUUUACUGGAAAACUGCUACUUUGGUGGAACAAUUGCUUAACAAAUGCUUCCAAAGAAGAUAUUAAACAUGCUGUUCAAAAAGAUGCGGAUGAGAACCCCAUCUUUGACGAACGCAUAGGAAGAGGAGUUCCCGAUGGAGUCAAUACCCUGAUCUAUACGAUCAUGAAACACUUCAUAGGCAAACCUAGCAAUAUCACAUCUAGAAUUUAUGACCAGUUGAGUAACCUUAGGUGUAAAAACCUUGGGGAAUACCGGUGGUAUGAAGAUGUGUUCACCACUCGAGUAAUGCAUAGAAGUGAUUGCAACUCUCCAUUUUGGAAGGAGAAGUUUAUCAAUGGCUUACCCACACUGUUUGGGCAGAAGGUUAAAGAAACUCUUGCAGGAUCUUUGGGUGUCAUAGAUUAUGAUGACCUGACCUAUGGAGACAUCUCUAGCACGAUCCGAAAUGAAGGGAUGAAGAUGUGUAGAAAUCUUAAAAUCCAGAGUCAGGCCAACAAGAGCAAAGCCAAGUACGAAAUAGGAAAUUUCUGUACCCAAUAUGGCUUACCUUCAAUCAUUCCCAAAAGGAAAUCUAAACACAGAGGCGAAGAACCCUCUGAGAAAUCCCAUAGGAAGAAACCUGCCUCCAAACAUUAUCGAAAACAUAAGUUUAAACCUGAUGAUUUUUAUAAGAAAGGCAGAUCCCAAUCUAGGACCCAACCUAUAGGCAAAUUCCCACCUAAAGCAUUAGGAACAUGCUACCAGUGUGGAAAGAAAGGUCAUUUCAAAAAAGAUUGUUAA
This is a messenger RNA of Quercus robur (English oak), 849 nucleotides long. RefSeq lists its product as uncharacterized. The transcript has a single exon. Bases 1 to 849 code for a protein of 282 amino acids. Gene Ontology annotation, molecular function: zinc ion binding; nucleic acid binding. The record is from RefSeq and is a predicted model, not a curated record. Lineage: Eukaryota; Viridiplantae; Streptophyta; Magnoliopsida; Fagales; Fagaceae.